AGGCUGAAAGGCAGCAAGGAGUCACGAUGAGCGCACGAGGCGACGGAGCCGGGCAGCCUUCGACUUCUUCCGCGGCUGCCAAAGAACAACCUGCCACCGCCGAACCGCCGAAGAGGGGACGAGGGAGACCCAGGAAACAGCCACAAGAACCGACAGGAGAGCCAUCUCCCAAAAGACCAAGAGGAAGACCUAAAGGAAGCAAAAACAAGAGUCCCUCUAAAGCAGCUCAAAAGAAAGCAGAAGCCACUGGAGAAAAACGACCAAGGGGCCGACCCAGGAAAUGGUGUCCAGGGACAACUUUGCCUCAGAGUUCAGAAACUUAUACUAAACAACUCAAUGGUUUAUAUUAUUUAUCCUCUUUGUGUGAGCAUCGUUGUCGCAGCCUCGGAGCUUCUAAGUAA
This is a messenger RNA of Pseudonaja textilis, 401 nucleotides long. RefSeq names its product high mobility group AT-hook 2 (gene HMGA2). Gene Ontology annotation, molecular function: transcription coregulator activity; DNA binding. The record is from RefSeq and is a predicted model, not a curated record. Gene Ontology annotation, biological process: regulation of DNA-templated transcription. Lineage: Eukaryota; Metazoa; Chordata; Lepidosauria; Squamata; Elapidae. Gene Ontology annotation, cellular component: nucleus; chromatin.